Gekko japonicus is the source of this 1289-nucleotide messenger RNA. Its product is annotated as alcohol dehydrogenase 1-like. The transcript is spliced from 9 exons. Gene Ontology annotation, molecular function: all-trans-retinol dehydrogenase (NAD+) activity; zinc ion binding. The coding region runs from base 44 to 1174 and encodes 376 amino acids. Gene Ontology annotation, biological process: retinoic acid metabolic process; retinol metabolic process. The record is from RefSeq and is a predicted model, not a curated record. Gene Ontology annotation, cellular component: cytosol. Lineage: Eukaryota; Metazoa; Chordata; Lepidosauria; Squamata; Gekkonidae.
GGAAAGACUUUUGCAGGAGAGUUUGGGGCAGGAAUCCUGACACAUGGCAACUGCAGGGAAGGUGAUUAAAUGCAGAGCUGCAGUCAUCUGGGAAGCAGGGCAAAUACCUUCUGUUGAAGAGGUGGAGGUGGCACCACCAAGGACCCAUGAAAUUCGAGUGAAGAUAGUGGCCACCGGGAUCUGUCGAACAGAUGACCAUGUAGCGGUGGGUCUGUUUCCUGGCAUCAGCUACCCAGUGAUUGUGGGCCAUGAAGCUGCUGGUAUUGUCGAAAGCGUUGGACCAGAAGUCACGUGUGUCAAGCCAGGUGACAGAGUCAUUCCUUUAUGUGUUCCCCAGUGUGGAGAAUGUGCCUCCUGUCUAAAUACUAAAACAAAUUUCUGCUUCAAAAGCCAUUUCAGUCAACCUCAAAAUCUGAUGCCGGACAAAACGAGUCGAUUUACCUGCAGAGGGAAGCAAGUUUACCACUUCCUGUGGACAAGCACCUUCUCUGAAUACACAGUUAUGCCGGAGGCUUCCAUUGCAAAGAUUGACGAUGCUGCUCCUCUGGAGAAAGUCUGCCUGUUUGGCUGCGGGUUUUCUACUGGCUAUGGCGCUGCCAUCAAUUCGGCCAAGGUUGAGCCUGGUUCUACCUGUGCCAUCUUUGGUUUGGGCGGCGUUGGUCUGUCCGUUAUCAUGGGCUGCAAAACAGCUGGAGCCUCCAGGAUUAUUGGCAUCGACAUCAACAAAGACAAAUUUGCCAAAGCGAAAGAGUUAGGAGCCACCGACUGCAUCUCUCCUAAUGACUUCACCAAACCCAUUGAGAAGGUGCUCGUGGAGAUGACCGGUCUCGGCGUGGACUAUUCCUUUGAGGCGAUCGGGCGUAUUGAAACAGAGGUAGCCGCCCUUGCCUCUUCCCGCUUGGGUUCUGGAACCUGCGUGCUGGUAGGGGAGCCUCCUUCGGGAUCACAGCUCACUUUUGAUCCUAGAUUGAUCAUCACAGGGAGGAAACUGAUAGGGUCCCUCCUUGGAGGUUGGAAGUUAAAAGAUGCACUCCCCAAACUGGUUUCUGAUUACAUGAACAAGAGAUGUAAUCCAGAUGCAUUAAUUAGUCACACAUUGCCCUUUGAGAAAAUUGCUGAAGGCUUUGAGCUGCUGCGUGCAGGGAAAAGCAUUCGCUGCAUCUUGUCGUUUUAAAAUCCCAAAAGCAACCAGUAUCUGGGGCAUCAAUUCAAGACAGUGUCUCAUUCUGUGGAUCCUUCACGUACCUGACUAAAUUCAGCGGUCAUCGAUGCUUACAAAAGUUCUUCUA